Molecule: messenger RNA, 402 nt
Organism: Staurois parvus
Lineage: Eukaryota; Metazoa; Chordata; Amphibia; Anura; Ranidae
Source: the annotation of a GenBank genome assembly
GGGAGACCAGCUAUAGUGAAUGCAGGGUCCAGGGAGACCAGAUACAGUGAAUCCGGGGGGCGACUGGAUAUAGUGAGUCCGGGGAGAGCGGAUAUAGUGAGUCCGGGGAGAGCGGAUAUAGUGAGUCCAGGGAGACUGGAUAUAGUGAAUGCAGGGUCCGGGGAGACCAGAUAUAGUGAAUGCAGGGUCCGGGGAGACCAGAUAUAGUGAAUGCAGGGUCCGGGGAGACCAGAUAUAGUGAAUGCAGGGUCCGGGGAGACCGGAUAUAGUGAAUGCAGGGUCCGGGGAGACCGGAUAUAGUGAAUGCAGGGUCCGGGGAGACCGGAUAUAGUGAAUGCAGGGUCCGGGGGAGAGCAGAUAUAGUGAAUGCAGGGUCCAGGAAGAGAAGGUGAUAUGUUUGGA